Molecule: messenger RNA, 1041 nt
Organism: Pristis pectinata (smalltooth sawfish)
Lineage: Eukaryota; Metazoa; Chordata; Chondrichthyes; Rhinopristiformes; Pristidae
Product: peripherin-2-like
Exons: 3
Coding region: 1-1041 (346 amino acids)
Biological process (GO): visual perception
Cellular component (GO): membrane
Source: RefSeq, a predicted model, not a curated record
AUGGCGCUGCUGAGGGUGCGGCUGGCGCGGCGGGAGCGGGCCCGGCUGGCGCAGGCGGUGCGGCCGCUGUGCGGGGGCUGCUCGCUGGCGGCCGCCGCCACCCUGGGCCUGGCCGCCCACCUGGAGUGCGCGCUGCGGCGGCGCGCCGGGGCGAUGGACGACGCCGACGUCCACCUGCUGCCCCGCGCCCUCAUGGUGGCGGGAGCCCUGUCGGCGCUGGUCAGCCUGGCCGGAGUCCGGCUGUGCGGCGAUGCCCUGGACCCCGGCCGCCUGCCCCGCUGGAAGUCGCUGGCCGGACCCUACCUGGCCCUCUCCUUCCUCCUCACCUUCCUCACGCUGGCCUCCUCCCCCCUCGGCUACCUCAUGAGGGGCAGCCUCGACGCCUCGCUGAAGGUCGGCCUCCGCAACGGCAUCCGCUUCUACAAGGACACGGACACGCCCGGCAGGUGCUUCCAGAAGAGGACGGUCGACCUCAUCCAGAUGGAGUUCCAGUGCUGCGGCAACGACGGCUACCGCGACUGGUUCGAGGUGCAGUGGAUCAGUAACCGCUACCUCGACUUCAACGACAAGGACGUCAGAGACCGCAUCAAGAGCAACGUGGACGGGCGUUACCUCAUCAACAGUGUACCCUUCAGCUGUUGUAACCCCAGCUCCCCCCGUCCCUGCAUCCAGCACCAGAUCACCAACAACUCCGCUCACUUCAACUACGAGGUGGAGAGUGAGGAGCUCAACAUCUGGAUGAAGGGCUGCAGAGAGGCUCUGCUCAACUACUACACGGGCACCAUGGCAACCAUCAGCACUGCUGUCCUCCUCUUCUCCAUCGUCCAGCUGGGUGUGCUGACCGGACUGCGAUACCUGAGCGUUUCCGCCUUGGCUGCACUCGAGCAGUCAGAACCGGAGAGCGACGCCGAUGGUUACCUCCUAGAGAAGGGCCCGCUGGAGACUGUGUGCGCUGCCGCCAAGGCUCUCACCAGCACGUUCUCGUCCAAUCAAGUGCAGACUGACCCCGCCCCAACGGAGGAGAAGGCUGCGGACAAGUAG